AUGACAUCUUUACAACAACAAAGAGUCAAAUAUGGUCCUCCACAUCAUAUUAAACGUCGACCAUACCAUCCAAUACUUGAAUCAUUGGAAUUUCAAACCAAUCAACAUUUAAUUCAAGAAUAUUCUUUAGAUAUUGUCAAUACUUUAUCUCAAUUGGAAUCACUUACAUUAGUUAAUCCUGCCAUGAUUGAUUUACAACCAGAAAUUCAAUGGUUUAUGCGUCCAUUUUUAUUAGAUUUUUUAAUUGAAUUGCAUUCUUCAUUUAAAUUACAACCAACAACAUUAUUUUUAUGUCUUAAUAUUAUUGAUAGAUAUUGUGCUAAAAGAAUUGUUUUCAAACGUCAUUAUCAAUUAGUUGGUUGUACAGCAUUAUGGAUUGCUAGUAAAUAUGAAGAUAAAAAACUGCGUGUACCCACAUUAAAAGAAUUAACAAUAAUGUGUCGUAAUGCUUAUGAUGAAGAAAUGUUUGUUCAAAUGGAAAUGCAUAUAUUAAGUACUUUAGAUUGGUCAAUUGGUCAUCCAACUUUAGAAGAUUGUCUACAAUUAGCCAUUGAUCUGAAUAAUUUAUCUAACAACACCACCAAUGAUAUUGAAAACAAAAGUGUACGUCCUAAUCGGAAAUCAAGUAUAUCAUCAGCUGUAACUGCUGUUGCUAGGUUUCUUUGUGAAUUAUCUUUAUAUGAUAAAUAUUUUUUAUCAGUUCCACCAUCAUUAAUUGCUAUUACAGCUAAUUUAUUAAGUUGUUCAAUGUUACAAAUUCCUCAUGCUUCAAUAACUUUGAAAAAUUUAAUUGAACAAGAAAUCAUUAAUCCUCAACAAAAGAAACAAAAGAAAGCUCUCUCCUCUAAUUCAUCGAGAACAACUACUGCCAGUUAUACUCAUCAAAAUCAACUGGAUGUAAGGCAUUCCAGUUUUGAUGAAGAUAUAGAUUUAGAUAGUGGGGAUGAAGAGGACGAUGAUGAAGAUUAUAUUGAUGAAUUUUAUGAAACUAAUAAUUAUGAUGAUACUAAUGCAACUACUUUUGAUGAAAGUAUAAGUAAAUCCACUACCGUUAAUGAUGAGAACCAACCACCACAAAUUCAUACUCCAUUUUUAAGUGGAUUAGAUGAAGAUUCAAUAUUAUCAAUUAAAAAAAUAUGUUUAAUGUUGAUCAUUCAAUUAAGUAAAGUUACUGAAGUAUUAUCAAAGAAAUAUGAAAAUUUAGGUGUGAUUCAAGUUAUUAAUAAUUUCCAUUCUAAUUACAAAUUUAUAAUUCAAUCAAUUUAUGAAAAUCAAGAAUUAUUACUCAAUACAAUAAAUGAUUCCACUAACAACAAUGAAAUUGAUUAUAAAUUGAUUCAAUCGAGUGAAAUAUUAUUACAAUUUCCUAAAUUUGAUGAAUAUCUUACUGAAGAUGAAGAUGAAAAUGUUUCCACUGACGAUGAAGCAAAUAGCCAACCUCAAGGUUAUGAUGGUAGUGGCAGUGAUGGGAAUAAUCAAUUAUUUACUCCCAAAUCACCUAAUGCCUUUUCAUCAAAUUCGUCAUUAACAUUAAAUAAUCAUCCUCAAUCAAUGGUUCCGGUAACCCCACCUUCAGCAACUUCACAAUAUUCAUUAUUUUCUAAUAAAAAUAAUCGAACUCAUGAAUCUACUAGUGGAUUAAAUUCUACUUGUAAUACUCCUACUCAUAUAUCAAUAAGUUCAUUUGCUCCACCUCAACCACCACCAGGCUCAAUAUUAAAACCAAAACUAACAUCGAUUAACAGUACUAACAGUUUGAAGAUUAAAAAAUUAACUAGCAAUAGUAAUUCUAGUAAUAUCAAUAUCCAUCAUGGUCAUCACAACACUAAACAAGAAAAAAGAUAUAGUCAUAUUAGUAUUGGUAGUAAUAGUAGUAGCAAAUAUGAUGGGUUUUCUCCAAUUAAGUCAAUAUCAACUAAUGGAUCAUUAAUUACUAAUAAUGGAUCAUUAAUUACUAAUAAUGGAUCAUUUACAAACAUUGUUAAUAAUACCAAUUCUUCAUCCCCAUUAAUGAAUCAACAACAACAACAACAAGUGACCCAAUCAUCAUUAUAUCAACAUCAUCAUCAAUAUCAUCAAUAA
Molecule: messenger RNA, 2082 nt
Organism: Candida albicans SC5314
Lineage: Eukaryota; Fungi; Ascomycota; Pichiomycetes; Serinales; Debaryomycetaceae
Gene: CCN1
Product: Ccn1p
Exons: 1
Coding region: 1-2082 (693 amino acids)
Biological process (GO): regulation of cyclin-dependent protein serine/threonine kinase activity; mitotic cell cycle phase transition; regulation of G1/S transition of mitotic cell cycle
Cellular component (GO): cytoplasm; centrosome; cyclin-dependent protein kinase holoenzyme complex
Molecular function (GO): cyclin-dependent protein serine/threonine kinase regulator activity
Source: RefSeq, a predicted model, not a curated record